AUGUGCCACGGCCUCUGCAACGUAAUUGAGCACUUGAUCCGUAAUGGCCAACUCCACCAGUAUUGCACUCCUACAACGGGAGCUAAUGCCAUCGAGGUUCAUGGCCAGAUCCUAACCGUACAUGGUGGAGCCUCACGAUUCCCCCCUCGACAGCCUUCUGCCAAAAGGCAAUGUACGAACCAUUUGGAGAUUCUUGAAAUACAAAGAGGUGUCACCACCACCCCAUCAACAUGGGACCAAGUGUCAUUUUACAAGAGGAAAUAUACGAUCAAUUGCCAUCACAACAAACCCUUCAUAAUCAAUGUCCAGGUGGAUCACUACAGGUGUCACAGGGCCCUUGUGGACAUAGGAGCUGCGCCCUUAGUCUCAGACCGCUUGUCGGUUUCAGUAGGGACCAGUCCCUGCCGUGUUUCCAUCACGGCACGUUUUCUCAUAGUUGAUUGCCCCUCAUCCUACAACCUCAUCUUAGGUCGCGGCAUCCUCUGGGGACUACAAUGCUUCAUUGCAGGCCACAUGCUACUCAUGAAGGUGCCCACCCCGAGAGGUAUACACACAAUCCAAGAGGAUAGAACCGCCAUAGAACAUUGUCACCUUAAUGCCAUCCAGCAGGGGCGCGGUGCCUAUGAGAUGUUGCCACUCAGCCCCUCGGAAUCCAUUGAUGAUCCCAGGGAUGACCUUGAAGGGAAAGACAAGAAGAAGCAAGCCCCGAGACCUAACCCGGCAGAGGACACAGAGUGGGUAUCCCUGUCACCCAGUGCUCCCGAAAGGAAAGUCCGCAUUGCCACGAACCUUGACCGGGAACUACACCAAAAGCUCAUUACCUUCCUCCAGGAUAAACAAACAGUCUUUGUUUGGUCCUAUGCUGACAUGCCCGACAUUUUCCCUGAUGUCAUCACACACAAACUUAACAUCCUCAAAGACUAUCCCCCUGUCAAGCAAAAAAGACGUGCCUUUAACCUGGAGAAAUAUCGUGCUAUCCAAGCCAAGGUCCAGCGACUAAAAGAAAUUAAGUUCAUACGUGAGAUCUCAUACCCAACAUGGGUUUCUAAUGUGGUCAUGGUCCCCAAGCCUAAUGGCAAGUGGCGAAUGUGUGUUGAUUACACUAACCUUAACAAGGCAUGCCCCAUGGAUAGCUUCCCCUUGCCACGGAUUGACCAGUUGGUUGAUUCCACAGUCGGCUUCAAGAUGCUCAGCUUUCUAGAUGCCUACUCGGGAUAUAACCAAAUCAAAAUGCACCCCACAGAUCAAGAACACACCACUUUUGUCACGGACAAGGGACUGUACUGUUACGAGGUCAUGCCUUUUGGCCUUAAGAAUGCAGGAGCAACCUAUCAGAGGCUAGUCAAUGCCAUGUCUGAAGAGGAAAUUGGGGAAGUCAUGGAAGUCUACGUGGAUGACAUGCUGGUCAAAAGAAAGACAGAUGAAGACCGCAUUGCCAACCUAGACAAAGUCUUCACUAAGCUCUAA
Fragaria vesca subsp. vesca is the source of this 1467-nucleotide messenger RNA. RefSeq lists its product as uncharacterized. The transcript is spliced from 2 exons. NCBI's taxonomy places the organism in Eukaryota, Viridiplantae, Streptophyta, Magnoliopsida, Rosales, Rosaceae. The record is from RefSeq and is a predicted model, not a curated record. The coding region runs from base 1 to 1467 and encodes 488 amino acids.